Molecule: messenger RNA, 2862 nt
Organism: Aspergillus affinis
Lineage: Eukaryota; Fungi; Ascomycota; Eurotiomycetes; Eurotiales; Aspergillaceae
Product: putative C4-dicarboxylate transporter/malic acid transport protein
Exons: 6
Coding region: 1-2862 (953 amino acids)
Biological process (GO): malate transmembrane transport
Cellular component (GO): membrane
Molecular function (GO): malate transmembrane transporter activity
Source: RefSeq, a predicted model, not a curated record
AUGCUACACGACGAGCCUUUAUCUUGCGGGCAUAUCCGCAUUUCCGGGGCUUCCGAACUCCGCACACCCAUGAUCAACGAUGAUAGGAAUCACCGUAAAGCCUGUCCAUCCCCUUCGCGAGAGACCAGGGUGUGCGACGCUCAUACAUCAGCGUUGGAGGCACUGAACGGCUUGUCAUACCAAAAACAUGAAGUAUCCGGCUCCCGGAGUCCCGACGAGAAGGGUCGUCGUCGGCGUGCUGGUAACGUCCCGACCGACAACUUGGGUUGGAAAGAGAGGAUCCGUCACUUUACAUGGGCCUUCUUCACGUUGACGAUGGCCACGGGGGGGAUUGCAAAUGUGCUCUAUUCUGUUCCUUAUAGGUUCCGCGGCUUAGAGACCAUUGGCAUUAUAUUCUUUCUUGUGAACUUGGUUCUCUAUGUUGUGAUUUGGUGUCUUCUGCUCACGCGAUUCUACCUAUAUCCCUAUACGUUUAAAGCAUCAUUCCUACAUCCGACGGAGUCUUUGUUUGUGCCUGCGUCAUUGGUCUCAUUUGGAACCAUACUGGUCAACAUCUCGCAGUACGGACCGGACCAUGCCGGCCCUUGGCUGACGACUGCAGUGGGCAUCCUGUUCUGGAUUGACGCCGCCCUUGCCGUCAUCUCUUCUGCGGGGAUAUAUCUGCUCUUAUGGUCCACACAAACGUUCACGAUUGCCCAGAUGACGCCUAUCUGGAUAUUUCCGGCGUAUCCUCUGCUGAUCAUCGGCCCCCAUGCAGGCAUUCUAAGCUCCUCGCUCGAGCCUGUCCGUGCUCUACGGAUCAUCAUCGGUGGAAUCACGAUUCAGGGCGUGGGCUUUCUGGUCUCGUUGAUGGUGUACUCUGCUUUCAUUUAUCGCUUGAUGUCGCAGAAGUUACCCCGAGAGAAUCUUCGGCCGGGAAUGUUUGUCUCCGUGGGUCCCAGUGCAUUCACGGUAUCAGGCAUCGUCAAUAUGGCAUCCAACGCGAAACGGUGCUUCCCAAGUGAUUUUAUGGGGAAUGGUGCCUUGGCGGCGGAGGUUGUGAAAGUGGUGGCAAAUUUCUCCUGCUUGUGGCUCUGGGGACUAGCCCUUUUCUUCUUCUUUAUUGCCACCUUCGCGCAUUGGUCCGUGGUCGGGCCGGGGAAGAUGGUCUUUUCCAUGGGUUGGUAUUCAUUUGUUUUCCCCAAUACAGCCUUGGUGACUGCGACCUUCGCUAUUGGCAAAGCCUUCUCAUGCAAGGCAAUUAAUAUCGUUGGCUGUGCUAUGGUGUUUCCGCUAAUUCUGACAUGGAUCUUUGUGACCUGCAUGAUGGUUCGCGCGAUUGUCAUACGCCAAAUCCUAUGGCCCCAGAAAGGCGAGGAUAAGGAUGAGGGUGGAUUUGACGUGAACCGAGUCAGGUCAGGGUUAGCAAGUGCAUUUACUACGUUCAACACAAACUGCACGCUCCCAGCGGACCAUGAAAGGGUCAAUUACGUCUCCUCGCCAAACAUCCGCGGCACUCUGAGCAUCGUUUGGUCCUACCUCUUCACAAUCAUCGCCUGCACAUGGACAGUUCAGCACCCGGAUGUCCCUUGGCAACGAAAGCACUACGACGAUGGCAAGCUAGGGUGGUGGAAAUGGAAAUUAGGAAAUGCGAAACACUCGACUGCAUGGUUUUUGGGGACGAUUAUUGCACCGGAAAUCAUUCUUGUCAAACAUCUGGCUGAUCUUUUGGAAGCGCGGAAACUUGCCAAGGAUUUCAACAAAUACAAGGGUGAAGGAGGGAUUGUAUGGACGCAAACCCACUUGCUAUUUGCUAUCAUGGGUGGUUUCGUGAUGAGAACGAACGUGCCAAAGGAAAAGAUCUCGCAUCGAGAAGGCCUCUCAAGCCAGCCUAAGAAAGCAGGUGCUUCCUCGCCACCCUCAGAAAACCCCGAAAAUUCUGCCCCAAAUGGCGAUACCAUUGUCGUAGAAGCUGGGCUCCUAGAAAGCGAUAUCGACAAGCCUCCCCUCGCCAAGGAAAUAGAGGACAAGUCCAAGUCGGACAACUUGAUGCGACUGAUCGCGGUCUUCCAGAUCCUGUGGCUUUGUAUUCAGGUCAUUGCUCGUGCAGUGGGGGAUUUGGCAGUAUCCCAACUUGAGAUCGCGACCGUCGCAUUUUCUCUCUGUGCAGUCAUCAUGUACGGACUCUCCUGGAACAAGCCAAAAGCAGUUCAAACUCCAAUUACCAUCCUACAAGUUCCAGACGAUGGGAGGGGGCUUGGACUUGGCAGUAUUCUAGAACCAGAAAGAACGCCCGGAAAGGAUUAUGAUUCUUCCAGUGAGAACUCCCAUCAGAAAACCCCAUCCUGGGCGGGUGACUUCUGGGAAAAAAUGGAAAGGCACUGGAGGACCUACAUAAAAGCCAACAGCGCCGUCGAGGGAGACACCUUCAUAAAGUGGAUUGCCAAAGGGGUGAUUCUGACUGGAAUGCUGUUUGGCAGGGUGCAUGUUGUCGCCUGGAACAGCUACUUUCCCACCCACACAGAAUUGCUCCUGUGGAGAGUCGCAGCCCUCUACUGUACUUGUUUUCCGUUGGGCCUUUUCGUCUUGUUCUGGAUUAUGGUUAUAUUUGCUAUGCCCUUUAUACAAGCUGGGGCAGCAAAUGGGACUGAUGAAGAGGCGCACACACCAUCUCCUAAAAAGACUCUGGGCUUUAUAGGUGGAUUGAUUAUGUUAUUUAUGUUAAUAAUGGCUUGUAUCCUGUUUUUUGUGUUCGCCUUGAGCUAUCCUGUCUUUGUUCUUGCAAGGUUAUAUAUCCUGGUGGAGAUGUUCAGAACUGUGGCAUUUCAGCCAACAGGUGCGUUUAUUGGCACUUGGGCUGUGAAUAUGCCAAACGUCAACUGA